AUGGCCAAAAACUAUGAAGUUACUGGUUUUUGUGGCUUUGUGGAGGCCGUGCCCUCAAGCAACAGCAACAGGCAGCAGAUGAACGUCUCCAAUGAGGUCCAGAACCAAGUGAGGUCUUCGUACAAAGACCAAUAUGGAGGGUCCUCGAGCAAUUUCACACAGAGCUACAAGGCACGAGAGUACGUGGACAAUCGAUCGGGGCAGACGGUUUACAAGCAGGAGGCUAAGUACGCUUGCAAUGACAAGUUUGUGGACAAGCAGCAAGGGGUCACUACGGAGUACAAAACCCAGUUGAAGGUCACCAAGUCUGUUUACCCUAACAAGGGUUCCAGCAGCAAGUCCAGCAACAACCGCAUCAACUAUUAUUAA
This is a messenger RNA of Prunus armeniaca (apricot), 369 nucleotides long. NCBI's taxonomy places the organism in Eukaryota, Viridiplantae, Streptophyta, Magnoliopsida, Rosales, Rosaceae. The record is from the annotation of a GenBank genome assembly.